UCCAACUUUGUACUGCAUUUCUGCUUGUGUGCUGUGAGUAAAGAGAAAAUGGAGGACGGGCUCGCCAAAUGUAAAGUGUGAUUAUAUAUAUAUAUAUAUAUAUUUAAAGGCAAGCUGAAUGAAGUAAGCGGGGGUGAAAGCGCAGUCCUGCUCAGUGCGGGAUUUAACGCGUCUCUUACAGGGUGAAGAUGCAGCUCAGGCUGGAGUGGAAGCAACACAUAUGCAUAACCCCCUUUGUGUUAGGGGAGGAGGGGGAUUGCGCCCCCUAAAAGGACCAUGCGCUCCAGUAGGACCUUGAAGAUCGACUAAGUUUACACAAGAGUCCAUCUGGGUGGGAGCAUUAGCUGCCAUUCAUAGCUCACCCGUGUGUGUGUGUGUGUGUGUGUGUGUGUGUGUGUGUGUGUGUGUGUGUGAGAGAGAGAGAAUUUAUUUUUGUUUUUUUUUCUUUCUCUGCUUCUGCAAUUGACUUGGUAUGUGUGAGUAAGUGAGUGAAUUUGCCAGUGUGCAGGGCUGGGUGUGUGUGUGUGUGUGUGUGUGUGUGUGUGUGUGUGUGUGUGUGUGUGUGUGUGUACGUACCAUAGGUUAGGGUGGGUCUACCCAUGCGGCCAAAAACUUUCCCUGCAGCCCCGUAUGUGGGCAACACACGCCAACGGCUCCAGGAGAUCAAGGAAGGACUGAAACAGCCAGCUAAGCUGGUGAGCCAGGCGCUACAUGGAGGCAGUGCCCGAGGAGAAGGGAGCAGAGGGGGUGACUUCAAAGGUAAAGACCAGACUGGUCGGCAGCAACAACUUCGUCAGCCCCAGAAGUUCAACAACUACCAGAAUGCCCUGCGAGAGAUUCGCAAGUCUCUCGUGCCUUUUGAGUUUGGUUCAGCAUCCAGCUCCUCGCACCUAGGUGGAGAUGUAAAUAGGCAGAUGCUACAGGAGCUCGUCAAAACUGGGUGUGAUCAGGAAAUGGCAAUACGUGCACUGAAGCAAACUGGCAGCCGUAACAUUGAGGCAGCAUUAGAGUACAUCAGUAAGAUGGGCUACCUAGACCCUCGCAAAGAGCAAAUUGUACGCGUUAUCAAACAGACUUCUCCAGGCAAAGGUGGCAUUGCAAAUUCAGUAGAUCACAGGCCAGCAAUGGAGACUUCCAGUGAAGGUGCUAUGCCCCCUUACCACCAGAUUGGACCACCACUAUAUGAGGGACCUGGCUAUGGGUCAGAGGGAGACAUGGCACGUCCAUAUAUGGGUGGGCCACCAGUCAUGAACUACAUGAUACCACCUACUAACUCAGCACAGGGUCCUUCAAUGGGGAACCCCAUGGCUCGUCCGCCCAGCAUGGGUCCCUAUCCACCAGCCAUGACUUCUCAGAAUGCCCAAGGAACCGCAAUUUACCCCUCUGGUCCUCCUCAGCAGAAAGGAUACACAGGGGCCAUGGAUCAGGCUAUGAUGGGCUACAGUGUGCCUGGUCCACCCAUGCAGCUCCAGUCCCAGCCACCAGGGGGCCCUGGUCCUCAUUAUGACUACAGACCUCAUAUAAUGGAGCCCUCUGGCUAUAGUGUUAAACGGAGUGCUUCUUUUCAGAACAAGAUGCCCCCUCUGGCACCAGAAAACUAUGUCAAUAUGCAAGGUAAAGGGGCUAUAGGUCAAAAUGGUGGUGGAUACCCUCCUAAUCUUUACCUGCCUUCUCACUCACACCCACGUCAGGCCAGCCCAACUUCACACCAAGUCCACAUGAUGUCACGCUCUCCUGGAGGAGCAGCUGCUAUGGGUCGCGAGUUCUCAGAGAUCCCACAAGGUCUUCUCACCCCUUCCAGGACCAGUCUCAACCUAGACCUAUAUGACCACCACUGGGCUGGAGCUCAAGGCCCAGAGGCAGCACCUCCAGCCAGGCAGCCACAGGGGCCCUUCAGAGGGGAGGUACGUGUCCCCAGCAGGACAAAUUCUUUUAACAACCACCAAAAGGUAAAUGUAAGACAAGCAAUGCCCACUGCAACUAGUAAACCGGAGGCUGGAAUGGGGCCACCCAACACCAUCACUGCAGUGACCUCUCCACCAAUCCAGCAGCCUGUGAAGAGCAUGAGAGUCAUGAGACCAGAGCCAAAGACUGCAGUUGGACCAUGCCACCCCAGCUGGUUAGCUGCACAGGCCCAGGAUACUCCUGAGACCCAUGGGUUCUUGCCAGAUGAAAGUUUUACCUUGGAAUCCUCCCAGGAGCCCCGAUGUCCACCACCACCAUACCCUAAAACACUGCUUAUGUCUGGAACCACGGGUGUACAGGAAACUGCACCCUUAGAAGCUGGAGGCAUAGUUGGGGCCCCAGACCACAGUGCCCCAAGUAGGCCUGUCCCAAGUGCCCCAGCAGGAAAGCCAGAAGAGCAUGCCACCAAAGACAAAGCAAAGCCAGGAAAAGGGGAGAAGAUUGUGAAGGAUAAGAAGCAGAUUCAGACUUCACCAGUACCAGUGCGGAGGAAUGCCCGUGAUGAAGAAAAAAGGGAGUCACGCAUUAAGAGCUAUUCUCCCUUUGCUUUUAAAUUCUACAUGGAGCAGCAUGUAGAAAAUGUUAUGAAGACCUACCAACAGAAGCUAAAUCGCAGACUGCAGCUGGAGCAAGAGAUGUCUAAGGCUGGUCUGUCAGAAGCAGAGCAGGAGCAGAUGAGAAAGAUGUUGAACCAGAAGGAGUCCAAUUAUAACCGACUGCGCCGUGCCAAGAUGGAAAAGUCUAUGUUUGUGAAAAUCAAAACACUCGGAAUUGGGGCCUUUGGAGAGGUAUGUCUGACCCGUAAGGUGGACACAGGAGCUCUGUAUGCCAUGAAGACUCUCCGAAAGAAAGACGUUCUAAACCGUAACCAGGUGGCUCAUGUUAAAGCAGAACGGGACAUCCUUUCAGAGGCUGAUAAUGAAUGGGUAGUCCGACUGUAUUACUCAUUUCAGGAUCGGGACAGUCUGUAUUUCGUUAUGGACUACAUUCCUGGGGGAGACAUGAUGAGCCUACUAAUUCGUAUGGGGGUUUUCCCUGAGCCAUUAGCCAGGUUCUAUGUGGCAGAACUGACGCUCGCUAUCGAGAGUGUGCAUAAGAUGGGCUUUAUCCACAGAGACAUCAAACCUGAUAACAUCCUCAUUGACCUGGAUGGACACAUCAAGCUCACUGAUUUUGGCUUGUGUACAGGGUUCCGCUGGACACAUAACUCAAAGUAUUAUCAGAAAGGGAACCAUAUCCGCCAAGAUAGCAUGGAACCCAGUGACUUCUGGGAUGAUGUGUCUAACUGUCACUGUGGUGACCGGUUGAUAACACUGGAACAACGGGCAAACCGUCAACAUCAGCGCUGUCUUGCACACUCCCUAGUGGGCACUCCCAACUAUAUUGCCCCUGAAGUGCUACUGAGGAAAGGAUACACUCAGCUGUGUGACUGGUGGAGUGUGGGAGUGAUUCUGUUUGAGAUGCUAGUGGGCCAGCCUCCAUUCCUUGCGCCAACCCCUACAGAAACACAGUUCAAGGUGAUAAACUGGGAGAACACCCUGCAGGUGCCUCCACAAGUCAAGCUGAGCCCUGAGGCCAUUGACAUCAUAGGACGUCUUUGCUGUUCAGCAGAGGAGCGUCUGGGAGGAAAUGGUGCUGGUGAGAUAAAGGCCCAUCCUUUCUUUGCUCAGGUGGACUUCUCCAGCAACCUUCGCACUCAGCCUGCUCCAUACCGACCUAAGAUUGCUCACCCAAUGGACACUUCCAAUUUUGAUCCAGUGGAAGAAGAAAGUGGUCCAGGGGCAUGGAGUGACAGUGGAGACAGCAGUCGUGCUUGGGAUACCCUCUGCUCCCCAAAUAGCAAACAUCCUGAACACGCCUUCUAUGAGUUCACCUUCCGCAGGUUCUUUGAUGAUAAUGGCUGUCCAUUCCGUUACCCUAAGCCCCUUGAAGAAAUGCAAGGGCCCCCCAGCAGUAGUGGGGCUAGCAGCUUGGGCCCUGAGGAGGAAGAGGAUGAGGAAGUGGAGGGGGGAGAAGAAGAGCAAGGAGAGGGGUGUGAGCCUGUAUAUGUGUGAGACCUGAGGGAAUGAGUUCACAUGCUGAUUUAGCUUCACCAGUGUGGCUUUUAUUAAAUAACACAGAAUGCACCAGACAAUCCUGUGUGUUUUAAGGUUUGUUUGAAAAAGCAAGAAGGGAAUUAAGGAGGGUUGGACAUAGAAAGAGAAAAAUAAAGCGAAGUGAGAUGCAUAUUAUUACUCGAAUAUUAUUGUGCAGAAUCUUCACAGAAAUGUACGUCUAAUGGAAACUGCAAUCUGGGACCAAUAAGUGUGGACUGAGACAGAUUCAGUGUGAGACAGGACGCUGUGUCUCUCUGUAAGUUUCUGUCAGUGAAGGUGAUUCAGCAAUUCCUAAUUCCAGAUGAGUAAGUGUGCUCAUGGUCACUGGACUCAUUGGAGGGCUAAACCAGGGAUGGUGGUGUUAUUUGGUGAUUGUUAACUGUGUGUGUGUUCUAUGACCACACAACUUAAUCAAAAUCCUUCGACCCUAAUAAUAUAUGAGCCCAGAUACACUCCGAUGUGUUGUUCCUUCAGUGAGUAUCUGUAGAGACAUCCAUGUGAGUCUACCAUGACUAGAUCAGUGACUCAUUUUAAACCUUGAAGGGUUUAUACAAUAAAAAUAGAUGUCUGUUUGGCACCUGCUAGUCCCAGGAGAAAAUGCACCUAUGUGAAGAUAAGAUAUGGCUCAGGUUGUUUUCCUCUUUGUGUUAAGGAAACGUCUGUAAAUUACAGAAUAUUUUGGUUUGAGAGUCAUUUCACAAUGCCUCCUUGUGAUUUCAAAAACACAGAGUAACGGUCAACCUGGAAAAAAAUAUUUUGUAGACAGCUAUUUGCUAAAUGUGUUACAUAUUCUGACUUUAUCUGCACCUCAGAGCUUUCACAGUUAUGACGUUGUACUAGCUGGUCCUCUAUAUGUAACAGUUUGUGUCACCACAGUUUAUUAGGAGUAAUAGUUACUUUCCAGUUUCCAGCUUUACUCUUGGUAACUGGACUUUCCCCAUCGCUUUAAUUUUAGCACCUAGGCAUAUUCUGAAUAUCAAUUUAAGUGUUUAUCAUCAGUUAUUUACAAUUUCACUGAGAUAUAUAGAAAUGGAUAUGUUCAGCUCAAUAAGGAGUCUUAACAAUCAGGGGACGUAUUUUUGAUCAUCUUUAUGUAGAUUCACUGGCAACACUUUUGAACACCCCGUGCCGCGCCUCUGGAAAAUAUUUAAAUUUGGCAAUGUUUUUUUUUUUUUUUAAAGUUAUUGCACCACAAACAUACACUGUACAGUGUUAAACAUGAAGUCUCUGACUAACUUGUAAACAAUAUCUUAUAACACAGUUGUGAAAAAGUGUUAGAAGAACUUUAAACAAAGUGUCAGAAGAAAAUAAUCGUAUGGGAUUACUAUGUGCAAUACAGAAUAUAUAUUAUAUAAUUUUCUAAUCACACAAACAGCUUUUUAAAUCAAUACUGAAAUACGCUAUGUAAAGGGUAAAAAAAAAAAAAUUGGUUUUAUUUUUUUUCCUCAAUAUAGAUACCUGACCCAGUGCUGCUCUUUUGUUAUUGAUGUUACAUUAUCAUCAUACUUUUUCAUAUAUGCCUUUCAUAUUUUUUUUCCUUUUGUAAAAAGCAUGCUGUUGAUUGACAGUGUCAUUGACACAAGAUGUGACGAACUGUGUGCCUUCUAAUGAAUGUGUGGGUGUGUCCACCACAUGCUGAUCAGUAUUUAAGAAGGAGAUGGAAACAUGCUUUUUCCUUUCACUCAGGCUGGUCCUAAAUGUCUGGGAAAGGGUGUUUAGAAGAGAGUGAGGAAGUAGAAAAUAAAGAUUGGAAUGAAAAUUAAUUAUUAAAAUGUUAAAGACAUAAGGAAACAAAGUGGAUUUGAUUGGAUUUUUUUAUGCCUGUUUCUUAAGUAAGAUGAUGUGGAAGUAACUGUACUGAACUUAACUGUUGAUUCCAUUUGCUUAACAUUUUUGUGAAAAUAAGAAUUUGCAAUAAGUGUACAAAACCAACAUUAUCUUUGAUGCUAAUUGACAAUCACUAAUAAAUUUUGCAAGCUGUUGUUUUAAACUUACUGAACCAUCACUUAGAACGCCUGACUGAAAGAACUUUUUAUAAUCUGCGAUCCAUUAUGGUGUUUCAUCAGUAGUUAAAUAUCAAACACAAUUGAUAUUUAACUGAAUCACAUACAUUUACAACAAAAUGUAUUGCAUGAGUUAAUACUAACGUCACACCUUUUUAUCCCAGUGAGACUUAACAGUAAAUGUGUCAGAUGUUCUGCUGACCCAUAUUCAUCACGAUGGAACACUCAGUGAAAAUUUCAGGAGACAGGCCUUAUAGAAUGUCAUGUGAGUGUGUUUUGUUUUGGAUGGAUUUUCUGUAUUUCAUGUUUGAAAGUGCUGACUGACAAUCUUUGGUUGAGAAUAAAUGAUAUUGGAAUUUUGUGUGUCUUUGUACUUCAGUGCUUGAGUCGGGUGGGACUUGUUGACUUCUGUGAUCUUCCUUAAUGUUUUAUGUAAUACAGCUACUAUUGAAUAUAAAUAUAUAUUUAUACAGAUAUACAUAUUUUUUGUAUCUUUUAUUUUUCAUUUUUCUGAGCUAACUUCUGAACCUCUAUGUCUUCAGUAUUACAGACAGUAAAUAUUUGGAUUCAUAUCUUUUUACAUACAUGUAUGAACCAAUAAUUUGUUAAAUAUGCUUUCACUGUUCUCACAUGUGUAAAUGUAUAUUCCUAAAUUAAAUUAAAUAAAUGAAUCCUA
Molecule: messenger RNA, 6740 nt
Organism: Neoarius graeffei (lesser salmon catfish)
Lineage: Eukaryota; Metazoa; Chordata; Actinopteri; Siluriformes; Ariidae
Gene: lats2
Product: large tumor suppressor kinase 2
Exons: 8
Coding region: 600-4019 (1139 amino acids)
Biological process (GO): positive regulation of apoptotic process; regulation of organ growth; hippo signaling
Cellular component (GO): nucleus; spindle pole
Molecular function (GO): protein binding; protein serine/threonine kinase activity; ATP binding
Source: RefSeq, a predicted model, not a curated record